Soboliphyme baturini is the source of this 792-nucleotide messenger RNA. NCBI's taxonomy places the organism in Eukaryota, Metazoa, Nematoda, Enoplea, Dioctophymatida, Soboliphymatidae. The record is from the annotation of a GenBank genome assembly.
AUGAACACUGCUGGACUGGGCUUUGAACCGGCUAAUUUUUUGUGCGACAAAGCAUUUCAGCUACUGGUCGCUGGCUACAUUGCGCUUGUACAUAAAUACGUUACGUCCAUCCUGUCUGAAGAAAGCUUUGUAAUGCCUGACGUCGCUGCAUCGCAGGUUUCCACUGGAGAUACGACGGAUUCAGUUCAACAAAGCCUCAAGUCUUACUGCCAACAUCUGAUAAAAGACGAGCUCACCAUAAAGCUGUACUCAACCGUGCAAAAAAUCCAAAAGAAAGUGUCGGCUACGAUUACAGAAGGCGGAAUUAAGAUGCUGUUCCCGCGGUUUCCUGGAUCUCACUUAAAGUUAAACAACCCAGGCUUGGAGUUUUCGAAAGCCAUUUGCAAAGUACUAAGUUUGGACGAAAAUAUCAGAGACGAAGUCGAAAGGUUGCGGCGUGACCUCCUCAAGCUCGUCGGCGUUAGCGAAUUUGCUUCGGAAGCAGAGUGGAAAGACCCUUGCAUGUCCUACAUUUUGUCUGAGGUACUUUACUUCUUUAAGAUAAUCUGCAAGCACUGCCAUGAAUGUCGAGACAUCGACCUGUGUCGUGAUCACAGUAUUUUCUGUGAAACAGAAGCGAUGACUAUCUGGCGAUGUCCGGGAUGUGGGGGCGAGUAUGAUUUAAAGGAAAUAGAGUGUCUGCUUUUGCAGGACCUCAAUAAGUUGAUGGUGACGUUUUGCCUGCAGGACCUAAGAUGCAUAAAAUGCCAAGAAGUAUUUGUUGCGAACAGUACUGAAGCAUUACGACCCUGA